AUGUCGUCCACCAGCAACGCCUCUAUUGACAAGUUCAGCGGAGACAAUUACGCAACGUGGAGCCGGUACAUGCGCGGUGUGUUUUUGACGAAGUCCGUCUGGCACGUCGUCAACCGUGAAGUGACUCCGACUUUCACCGACCCGCGAGCGUCCGAUGACUACGUCAAGGCAAGCAACGUCGCGUUUGGUAUGAUGCUGCUGCACAUGAACGCGGACUACCAUCAUGUGCUGGACAACUGCGAGGAAGCCUGGGUUGCGUGGACCAGUCUGAAGACGCUGUACGGUGGGUCGCAGAAGGCAGGACGCAUCUACCUCAAGCGACAACUUUUCAGCAUCAAGAUGGCUGAAGGCGCGAACGUCAUGCAUCACUGCAACGAGGUCCAUAACAUCUCCGCCAAGCUUAGCGGCAUCGGUGCCAAGAUGGAAGACGAAGACGUUGCAAUUUGUCUGCUACUCAGUCUUCCGAAGAGCUACGAAAAUGUGGUACUCAACAUGGAAAUGAGCAGCACCGAGCUUCGCACUCAAGAUGUGGUGAGAGUCCUGACGAAUGAGCAUGCCAAGCGUCAAGGAGAAAAAGGGACAACGACAGCGACUACGGUGAAGGCUGAAGAGGCAAGCAAGGCAUUCAGCGCCGAGCGUGAGCCCUACCAAUGCACAUAUUGUGGCAAGGUGGGGCACACGGUGGAUCGUUGCUGGACAAAACAGAAGAACGAAGGUCGGGGAGCCCGACGCGGCGGCAAUGGUCGUGGACGCGGGGCUAACAAUGUCCAGUGGGGACAUCAUGAUGAAGGCAAUGGCUACGAUCGAGUGGCGUUUGCAGUCUCGUUCGAAUGUGGAGUUUCGACGAGCAAGGACGUGUCUGGAAUGUGGGCCGUCGACAGUGGUGCAACGCACCACAUUUGCCACGACAAGACCAAGUUCGCAAGUUUGGCAGAGCGCAAUGAGGGCGAACUCUUGGUGGCUGAUGGCAACAAGGUGGCCAUCAAGGGUGUGGGAACCAUAAUGGAAAAGGUGGUUCUGCCCAACGGUGAAGAGCGUGAGAUCGAAAUCAAGAACGCGCUCUAUGUGCCCAGCAUGAGCAAGAACCUGCUCUCGGUACCACAGAUUAACAGCCAUGGCAAGUUUCAAGUCGUGUUUGACGGGUCCAAGAUGUAUGUGACUCUCAAGAACUCACAGCAAGUGGUGGCGACAGCGGAUCUCGUGGAUGGACUCUACUGGCUUCGGACGACUCAACGAUCAGCGAAUGUGGCAACAAGUGGAACCAGUUGUGCCGAUCUACAUGCGAGAAUGGGUCAUGCUCCAGUCGAUGUACUUCGCAAGAUGAUCGCGACCAACAUGAUCAAGGAUGUGCGAGUCCCUCUCAAGUCGGGUGGAGCAACUACAUGUCGAGGAUGUCAACAAGGGAAAAUGGUCCAAAAACCAUUUCCAAGCAACCGAGACAAGCGCAGCUACGAUACGUUUGAGCUGCUUCAUCUGGACAUCUGCGGGCCCAUGGAAAAGGAUUCGCUUGGUGGCAGCAAAUAUUUGCUGCUGAUCAUCGACGAAGCCAGUGGAUGCAUGAAGGGCUUUUUUCUACGAGUGAAAUCCGAGAGUGAAGACUACAUCCGGAAAUAUAUCACCAUGGUACAGACGCAAUUCUGUAAGAAGGUCAAGUUCUUGCGUCACGAUGGAGCUCGAGAGUUUGCAACCAACUCUCUCAAGCCGUUCUACCAAGACCAAGGUAUUGAGCAGCAGACCACGGUUUCAUGUACACGUCAAACAAACGGAACAGCAGAGCGUGCCAUUAGGACUAUUGUCAAGAUCGGCCGCAGCAUGCUUCAUCAUGCCAAACUGAACAAGUGUUUCUGGGCCGAAGCAGCGAUGACGGCCAUCUACGUCAAGAAUCGACUGCCGUCACCUAAAGUCGUGCACAAGACCCCGUUUGAGAUCGUCUACAACUUGAAACCAAGCGUCAAGCACAUGCGAACAUUCGGAUGUCAGACGUACAUACUGACGCCUAAAGAGAAUCGACUCAAGUGGGAUCCAAAGGCUCGCGCUGGCAUAUUCGUGGGCUACGAACAAGUUUAG
Molecule: messenger RNA, 2067 nt
Organism: Peronospora matthiolae
Lineage: Eukaryota; Oomycota; Peronosporomycetes; Peronosporales; Peronosporaceae
Source: the annotation of a GenBank genome assembly